Messenger RNA from Suillus plorans, 1000 nucleotides. RefSeq names its product ATP synthase complex subunit H-domain-containing protein. The coding region runs from base 291 to 662 and encodes 123 amino acids. The transcript has 4 exons. NCBI's taxonomy places the organism in Eukaryota, Fungi, Basidiomycota, Agaricomycetes, Boletales, Suillaceae. The record is from RefSeq and is a predicted model, not a curated record. Gene Ontology annotation, biological process: proton motive force-driven ATP synthesis.
CACUGCGCUGCAAGAAUCUACACAUACGAGAACCCCUUGCUCUGAGCAACACUGCCUUCUCUGACACUUGAGGUGUAACCCCUUGAGAGGACGAGCCGGGUAAGUGGGACACGGCGGGCAAUAACAGUGAACAUCAUGAUAUAUGAAUCGUUUGCGCUGGAAUAUCCAAGAUGGAGCCGACGUUGAACGUACUCAACAGCUGGCAAUAUAUAUGCCAUGACUCAACACGUGACUCUCAAACAACACGGAGCAACACCGCGUAACGUCACGCUCCACUCUCUUUUCUAGCCAUGUUGUCCAUGAAUUUCCUCAGACAAGCGGCCCGCUCUGCACGGACCUUCUCUACGACGUCUAUUGCUCGUAAAGACCUUGUCCAGGACCUCUAUGUCAAGGAGCUAAAAGCUUACAAGGCCCCUGUUGCAGCAAAAGACGCACACGUUGGCGUUGUCAAGAAUUUCUCACUACCCGCCGUUCCAAAACCUCCCACUCUUCCCGUCGACCUGGCUGCCGAACUCACCGCAUAUGACGCGACUGAGCCCACAAAAGCUGAGGCAGAGGUCACGAGUUCCACUGUGCAUGCAGGAGAGGAUGUGGGUAAGGGUGCGGAUGCAUUCCUUGGAUUCUUGGAGGCAGACGUGAAGCAGGCAGAGGUUCAUCAUUGAGUCAAGGAUACCUCGAUCACUGUCAGUCUAGGAAUGCAUGACAAAUAGAUUUAUCCUGCCAGAGGUGUGCGUUAGACCAAUCUCGAACAGAUCUACUAUUGUGCAUACUCUCAAUUCGCAGAAUCUUGCUCUGGUUAAAAAUUUACAAGUAAAGUUAUACGUCGUGUCGGUAAUCUCUUUCUCUAGUGCGCCUCCGGGAGUCUCCGAGCAGAAGUUGUUGCGGAGCGUUAUUAUUGUACAGAUGAGUUGCUUUCGACGAAAAUUAUACAAGAUUAUACUGGCGUGCUAUCAACACCGUCGUCAUGUCAUGGGAUCAGGUGGUUGCUCGUAAGGAAGCU